GAGAGGAUAAAAAUCUGGAUGCCGGACCAUAAUACACUCACUAGGCCUGGCCAACCAAACUAAAAGGCUUGCUGAGUGGUAGAUCGAGUGUUUUUUUCCCCUUUUUUUCUUUUAGUUGCACGGUGGCAGAAGAGUGUAGGACUAUCUUAGUCAGUUGAUCGAGAAUGACGUGCGUACUGAAUUGACAUAUAUUUUGUUUCUCUGUCGUAUGCAUCAGGGAGACUUGAAUUUCAAGCUACCUCGAGCGCGAGGCAUCAUCACUCCUCGGAAAAUCAUACACACCAACUCUCGAGCAAGACGGAAGGACAUUACACUUAGAUCUAGAAAAUCUAGAUCUAAAUCAUCUAAUUAUAUUUUGUUGCCUGCUCAAGGCCAAGGCCAGUAAAUCAAGAAGACCUACCACUUACAACGAACUUCAUGUUCUUAUAGUAGACCUGACUUCCAGUUGGUUGUAACUUUCUUGGGGGAGAUUCUGCAAGACUUCCAACACUCCACAGUCACCAGUUAACAUGUCAUACCCUGAUUACCAGUACUCCUCGUACAGUGGCUCAGCCCAGGCAUACAGCGGUCCACAGUACGCCCCGCCAGACAGCGGCCAGUACGCGCCUCCAGACGCCAGUCAGUACGCACCGCCGGACAGCCAGUACGCUCCGCCGGACAGCCAGUAUGCGCCACCGGAGGCUCACAGCAAUCAGUACUUGCCACCGGACGGCCAGUACGGGCCCCCGGAGACUCACAGCGGCCAGUACACCGAGGCGGUCACCAGCCACCCUCAGUACGACUACAGCUACUCGCAGCCGGACCAGUACACGCAGACUAUCGGUUCGGCAGCCCCUGUCUACAACACCGCCAGCUCUGGCUACCUGGAGACUCCUGCGGUGGUCAGUGCCUACACCAGCACGCCCGCGGGCUACGCUGACCGCACGGCUUCGGCCUACAGCCAGCCCCCCGCCCCCCCAGUGUAUGACCCACCACCCCCCUCCGCCCCUGCCCCCGUCACCCAGGCCUACCAGAGCCAUGCGGCCCCGUACUCGGCAGACCCGCAGAAACCACCGGCCGGUUCGUACGACGCGGGCUACAGCUACCAGAGUGAGGCGUACGGCACGUCCCAGUCCUCGUACACUCAGGACACGUCUACGUAUGCUCAAGGUUACGACCAGAGCAGCUCGAGCGCAUCCUACCCGGCCUAUCAGAGCAAAGCCAGCUAUUCUGCCGCCCCGGCGGGAGGUGGGGUUGGGACUUGGGCGUCUGUGAGUGAGUAUCCCGCCCCACCCGCCGAGCCCCCCGCGGCUAUUUAUAGCGACCAGCAGACGUACUCGCACGACUACUACGCCUCGGGUGGAGGUGAUGGCCAGGGCUAUGCUCAGAAGACGGAGUAUCAGCGGCCAACGUGGCAGGCCGCACCCCCUGUGGUAGAUUCGGGCGGCUACGGGAAGGAGUUUGGCGGUUAUUCCGGCCCAGCCACGCGGAGGGGAGGGGGCGGCGGGGGCUACACGGAGGGGCAACAGAGGUCACAGUUCAAGGUCACAGGAUCAGGAGUGGGCGGAGGUCAAGGGUAUGGAGGUUAUAGCGGGUCCGGCAGUGGCCAAAGUGGCAAUAGUAAGGGCGCAGAGGUGCAGAGAGACGGUGGAUAUAGGAAUGGGGAGGGCGGCCGCUCGAUGGGGGGAGGUGGCGGGUCGGAUUUCUUCAGGGGGGGCAGAGGAGGGAGGGGAGCGGGUCGAGGAGGUAAUGAAGGAGUUGGGGGGCAGAGAGGGGGUCGGGGAGGUAGGACGUAUGGUGGUAGUUCGUACGGUGGCCGUGCAGAGGCUGGCUAUGGCGGUGGCUCGGAUACGAGGUUCAGGAGUGAGGGGUCUAGUCAGUCGUCUCAUGGCGACUCUUUUGGAGGAGGGAAUAGAGGCGGUGCAGGGGGCUACAGACAGCCAGGUGGCAGGGGGGGCUACGCCGGGGCUCAGGGGGGCUACAGCAAGGCUCCCGGCGCGAAAGGUGGGUCCAGCGAUGGCAAGGGGUUCGGUGGGAGGGGAGGAUUCGGUUCCUCCGAGUUUAGAGGUGCUGGGUACGGCAGUGGUAGAGGUGGCCGGGAUGGGCCUCCUGAGCUCGGGGGUCAGAGGGGAGGAGGCAGAGGUCGUGACGUGAGGCAGGAGUAUGGAGGGGGAGGUAACUCUGGUGGGUGGGUGGGCAGGCGCGGUGGCCAGGAUUCAGGGCCCCACGAGGCAGCCUACUCCACCAAUAUCUCCUCAAGGGGCAUGGCUCGUGGGCGAGGGGGCGGGGCUAAUGCGUCGCCGAGAGGGGGCGGGGCCAACAUGUCGUCGAGAGGGGGCGGUGCUAACGCAACAUCGAGAGGGGGCGGGGCUAACGCAACAUCGAGAGGGGGCGGUGCCAACAAGUUUGGCGGUCAAGGGUCGGGGUUCGAUGCUAGGGACAAGAUUCGGCCCAAGCAGGAAACUGGUGGCUCUGUGUUUGGCCGGCUGGGUACCGAGGAGGAGAGGAAGGCGAGGGGAGGGGCAAACGCGACAGCGGCAGCAGCAGUGAAAGCUCCGUCACGGCCACAGGAUCGGCUGUUGAACGAGGUGGAGGUCAAGCCCAAGGUGGAGAGGAAGAAGACGGAGGCGGAGCUGAAGAAAGAGGAGGAGGAGAGGAAGAAAGCGGAAGAGGAAAAAAAGAAGAAGGAGGAGGAGGAACGGAAGUCCGCGGAGGAGGCGGUGAAGCAGGCGUCGGAGGAGUUGAGGAGGAAGGCUGCGGAAGAGGCGGUGAAAGCUGCGCCGCCCUCAAAACCGCCGCAAACCCCUGAGGAGGUGGCACGGGAGGAGGAGAUACAGCAGAAAAUCCGGGAGUCCAUCGUGAUCAUCAACCCGGAGCACGAGGUCAAGGUCGCAACCCAGGACCCCAGCAAGGACCUGGAGAUGUCGCAGGAGUUGCGGGACCUGCUCAAGACCAUCACGGGCGACUACGUCUGCCGCCUGUGCAGUGUGCGGAUCGUGGGUCCCCACAUGGCAGCCAUGCACUACAAUGGCAAGAAUCACAUGAAGAAGCUACGCAACUUUGUGCAGACCAAUGGGCGCUCGGCCGGCUACAACCUGGCCACAACCGCAGACGGCGCAGCAGAGUCAGGAGGGAAGGAGGAGGAAAAGAAAAAGAAGGCGGAGGGAGAGAACGGAGAGAAAGAGACAACGCAAGUUGUGGAUGCGACGGCGGGUCUCAGCGAGAAGGAGUAUUGCAAGCUGUGUAAAGUGGCCUUCCAACAGGAGGUGCAGGCUGACAUGCACUACAAGGGGAAGAACCAUGCCAAGAAAGUGCGCAACCUGGGAGCUGGGGGCAACGGGCCCGAGGUAUUUGAGUGUAAGAUCUGCUGCGUGACGGUCACAGCCCAGGAACACCUGACCGCUCACCUCAACGGCACCAGGCACAAGCUGCAGCUGAGGAAGAUGGACAUCAACGACGCUCACAGAGGUGGCCUGAGAGGAGGGGGAGGACGAGGCUAUUCCUUCGGCUUCGGAGGGAGGGGAGGAAGAGGAGGUCGAGGAGGGGGAGGAGGAGGAGAGGGAGGUUCGUGGCAAGAUGGCGCUGAGGGAGGCAGAGGUCGCGGGGGUCGUGGCCGAGGGCGAGGACGGGCUGAUUUUUCUGGAUCAGGUUUCAAGCGACCAAAUGAGGAGUUUUAUGGCGCCCCUUCUGGUUUCCAUGGACCAACGCGCUCGAAGCGACCCAGAUUCUGAACAUUUUCAUGAGCUUUACACAGCUGGAAUUUACCCGGGACUAGACGUGUUCUGACCCACCUACUUGUUUUACUGUGUUCUUCAUCAGUAUUUUCAAUCCAAUUGAGUUUUUAUAUGAGUACAUGAUGUAUUUGAUAUCACAAUGGUAUUGUUCAGAAAUGGUGGAUAUUUUUUAAUUUUUGAUUGUUAAAUAAUGAUGAAGAGGAGAAUUUCUACGGAAGUUUUAAUCCUUGUACAGCACAGGUUGUGUGGUUUUUACUUUCCAAGUUGAGAAACGUGUUUUAUUUGAUUUUGAUCGUGGCCUGUUUUAUGAUUUUAACCUUUUCGUUCAUUCCGUUCUGUUGAAAUGAGAGUUUUAUUGAUUGUUCUGUAGGUGGUUAGACUCCCAGCUUUGUCCUGUACAGAAUAAAAACUCUACGUCGGCCACUCAAA
Molecule: messenger RNA, 4142 nt
Organism: Aplysia californica (California sea hare)
Lineage: Eukaryota; Metazoa; Mollusca; Gastropoda; Aplysiida; Aplysiidae
Product: keratin, type I cytoskeletal 9
Exons: 8
Coding region: 510-3710 (1066 amino acids)
Molecular function (GO): nucleic acid binding; zinc ion binding
Source: RefSeq, a predicted model, not a curated record